AGUGGCCCAGAACCCGGCAGUGCUCAGUAUGCUCCUAACUGAAAAUAAAGAUAAGUUAAUUCCGUUUACUUAUAACGCUAUCGCCUCAAAAAUUAAUAUGUUAACUGUUGACUUUAUAACUACUACUACUACUACUACUACUACUACUACUACUACUACUUCUACGGAGGAACAACAACAACAACAACAACAACAACAACACCAACAACUAUCAAAGGGCCUGGAGGAACGACUGAAGCUUCAACAACGCCAGUCUAUGGAGGACCAAAGAUGGCUGGUGGAGCAAGAGGCACAGCCCACACCAACAGCGCAUCUUGACCGGACCAAUGACUGUGUUUACAAGGCCACAGUUCAGGUUGUAGCAUCAGUGAGGGAGCUGAGCGAGGGGGUUCAGACGGGUGGCGGCGGGGUGGGACCAACAGCAUUGACGCCGCCAGCUGAUUUGACACCAUCUCACUACUUGGCGUUAGUUCAGCAAGUUGGGAACGCUUUGAGAACGCUCCUAACUACUGUCGACGAGUUAAUGCCGGCUGUUCCUGCCACUGCCCAUAGAGAGAUCGAAUUGGCCCAUCGAGUACUGGCAAAGGAUAUGACAGACUUGGUGCAGUGUUUCAAGUUAGUGCACAAGUAUGCUGCUACUACACUGCAUCACGAGUACACUAAACAGCUCCUCGGCGCCGCCCACGUCUUGGCAAUGGACUCGAAGAAUUUGCUGGAUGUAAUCGAUAGCGUGCGACAAAAACACCACCUACUGCCACACCACCCCCACGCUCCUAACACCCAAGGCCACCCUCAACCCGCCCACGCUCCUAACUCCCCCCAUCUGCGCCACACUUCACGGGAAAAUGAGGUUGAAGUUAGUGGUGGUAUUAGUGAUCCAUGUGGUGGUGGUGGUGGUGGUGGUGUGUGAACAUUCCAAGAUUUGAGAAAAGACGAAGCUGCAGCUGACUCCUACUACUACUACUACUACUACUACUACUACUACUACUACUACUACUAUGAAAAGAGAGAAGAAGAAAAAUAGUCUCUCUCUCUCUCUCUCUCUGUGUAAUUAAAAAUGUAAAUAAUAAUAAUAAUAAUAAUAAAAAUAAUAAUGCUGAUGAUGAUGAUGAUGAAAUAGUAUAAAGAAAUAGUAUUGAAGUGUAUGAUUGAAAAGUACUAUUCGUGUCACGCCACACCUAUGAUAGUAAUGUUCUACCAGUCACUGUAUUCACACCACUGUACUAUUUAGCAUUGUAAUGAUAGUAAUAAUAAUAAUAGUAAUAGUAAUAAUAAUUGUAAGAAUAAUA
Portunus trituberculatus (swimming crab) is the source of this 1289-nucleotide messenger RNA. RefSeq names its product focal adhesion kinase 1-like. The transcript is spliced from 7 exons. Gene Ontology annotation, cellular component: focal adhesion. NCBI's taxonomy places the organism in Eukaryota, Metazoa, Arthropoda, Malacostraca, Decapoda, Portunidae. Bases 29 to 910 code for a protein of 293 amino acids. Gene Ontology annotation, biological process: protein phosphorylation; signal complex assembly. The record is from RefSeq and is a predicted model, not a curated record. Gene Ontology annotation, molecular function: protein tyrosine kinase activity.